AUGAAGUACCUCUUGUGGAUCAGCUUACUUUUCAUUGGAGAAUCCCAUGGAUACGUGCGCCUCACGAACCUCAAGUGCGAAAGCUAUGACAAAUCAUUCGUCGUCUUUCCCGAAUGCCGACUAAAAGUGCUUGGCAGGGGAAUUAUCGGAGCCAACAUACACGUUAAGCUUCUGAAACUGCCAAUAAAUAGGAUGGUCGUGAGAUUCAUCACUUACCGGAAGCUAAACGGAUACCAUCCGUUUCUAUUUAAUGUUUCCGAGGAACACUGUCGCGUCCUAAGGUAUCCAAAUCGUCUCAGAGUCUUCUACUAUUUCUACACCGCCUUUAUGCCCUUUUCCAAUAUUAAUCAUACAUGUCCCUAUAAUGAUGAUAUUUACAUAAGGAACUGCACCUUGGAUGAUCGUAUGUUUGCCAAGGUCCCAUUACCAAAGGGUAGCUAUAAGUUAACCCUCGAAAUGGAUGAUGGUGUCGUGAACUGGAUUUCCAUCAUAAACAUCCACUUUGAAAUUGACGUUGACUAAGAUGAACAAAACAUUAGAACACCUAAUGGAUCUAACACAACGAACACAUAUUUAUUUUGCGUUAAUGUUUUAAUUAUUCCUAUGCCCGCUAUAUGAUAUAGUUGUCCGAUCUGGCCCGUUCCGACUUCUAUACUUAAUGCAAUACAAAGUUCGUUAAUGCAAAUUGCUUUAAAACUGACUAAUUACAUCGGUUGUUAAUACUCUUCGAGAAUACAUACACAAUAUGGCGUCUU
This is a messenger RNA of Drosophila melanogaster (fruit fly), 755 nucleotides long. RefSeq lists its product as uncharacterized. The transcript is spliced from 2 exons. The record is from RefSeq and is marked reviewed. The coding region runs from base 1 to 522 and encodes 173 amino acids. Lineage: Eukaryota; Metazoa; Arthropoda; Insecta; Diptera; Drosophilidae.